AUGGCGCUUGCUGCCCACGUCGACCCGGACGAGCUGAUCGCGAGCCUCAACCACCACCCACAUCACAAGCAUCGUCCCCAUGCCGGGGCUCUCUCCCACCAAACUCCCUACAGUACCCGCUACAAUGCCGAGUUCGAGCUGUCCAAGUUCAAGAUCCCUCACGACGGAGCGCCGGCCGACGCCGUCCACCAGAUGCUCAAAGAUGAGUUGGAUCUGGACGGAAGGCCGAAUCUGAACCUAGCCAGUUUUGUUGGAACCUACAUGGAGAAGGAGGCAGAGAACCUCAUGAUCGAGAACCUGUCAAAGAACAUGUCGGAUGCAGACGAGUACCCUGCUAUGAUGCAGAUGCACGCCCGUUGCGUUUCCAUCCUCGCACACAUGUGGAAUGUGCAAAAGGGAGAGAAGGCUGUAGGGACGGCGACGACAGGUUCUUCAGAGGCAAUUCAUCUGGGUGGUCUCGCCAUGAAGCGCAGAUGGCAGGAGAAACGCUGGGCCGCUGGGAAGGACACCAGCAAGCCGAACAUCUUGAUGGGUGCCAACGCACAGGUUGCUCUGGAAAAGUUCGCACGAUACUUCGAAGUCGAGGCCCGUAUCCUUCCUGUUAGCGCCAAAUCCGACUAUCGCCUGGACCCCGAGCUUGUCAAGAAGAACAUUGACGAGAACACCAUUGGAGUCUUUGUGAUUAUGGGAAGCACAUACACCGGACAUUACGAGCCCGUGGAAGAGAUCCACGACAUCCUGGAUCAAUUUGAGAAGCACACUGGAAAUGAUAUCCCCAUUCACGUGGAUGGCGCUUCAGGGGCGUUCAUCGCGCCAUUUACGCAUGCAAAGGCUGGUGGGAAGAAGUGGGAUUUUGCGCUUCCUCGCGUGAAGUCCAUCAACGUGAGCGGACACAAAUUCGGUCUCGUAUACGCUGGAGUCUGCUUCAUCGUCUGGCGCGACGAAUCCUACCUGCCCAAGCACUUGAUCUUCGAACUGCACUACCUAGGUGGCACCGAGGAGAGCUACACACUCAACUUCUCCCGACCGGGCGCUCAAAUCAUCGCGCAGUACUACAACCUCAUGCACCUGGGUUUCACGGGCUAUCGAGCCAUCAUGGAGAACGCGCUCUCCAACGCACGUCUUCUCUCCAAAUCCCUCGAGGCUACGGGGUGGUACCGCUGUGUGAGCGAUAUCCACCGACCCAAGGGCCAGCACGAGUACAGGAAGGGAGAAAUCGCCCCGACCAAGGAUGGCGAGACGUCUGCGGAUUACAAUGCUGGUCUACCCGUCGUGGCCUUUUGCCUCACGGACGAAUUCAAGACGAAAUACCCGCACGUAAAGCAAGCGAGUACUAACCCCCUCCCGCCCGCCGAAUCCCAAACCGAAAUCCUCCGCGUCGUCGUCCGCGAAUCCAUGUCCCUCGACCUCCUGGACCGCCUCAUCACCGACAUCCUCGCCGUGACAGAGAACAUCAUGAACACCGACGCCGUCGACCUCCAGGCCUGGCAGCCGUUCGACAGCAGCACCGAGAAGAAGCACGCCAGUCGGGGCGUGCAUGGGCAAGAGAAGCACAAGGCGAAGAGACCGAUGGGGGAGGGCGUGCAUAGGGCUGUUUGUUAG
This is a messenger RNA of Zasmidium cellare ATCC 36951, 1602 nucleotides long. RefSeq lists its product as uncharacterized. Gene Ontology annotation, molecular function: glutamate decarboxylase activity; pyridoxal phosphate binding. The record is from RefSeq and is a predicted model, not a curated record. Gene Ontology annotation, cellular component: cytosol. NCBI's taxonomy places the organism in Eukaryota, Fungi, Ascomycota, Dothideomycetes, Mycosphaerellales, Mycosphaerellaceae. Gene Ontology annotation, biological process: L-glutamate catabolic process. Bases 1 to 1602 code for a protein of 533 amino acids. The transcript has 6 exons.